AUUGGAUUCCCGUCCUCCUAAGCGAUCGAGCGUACUGCGCAUGCGUGCGCCUUGACUACUGAGACAAACGUAGACGCUGCCGAGAAAACGAUACGCAGCUUCACCUGACUUCGGGUUCAGCUUCUGGGAGGUGAACCAGGAAGAAGAGGUGUGUCACCAAGGCAAUCAGUUCAGACUCUACUGCCCUCUUGUAUCACUAUGGAGGGGCCUGCAGUGGAAAACCUCAUAGACUUUGACAUACCUUCCAGCACAGACGUGACCGCACCCACAACCAUUGGUCCGCCUGACUUGUUAUCAGCUGAGCCUCUUGUCCCAGAUACUGUGUCUGAGCUCCCAAAGCCCAUGGCCCCAAGACCAGUUGUGUACGAAAAAGAGGUAGAUGCCGAAGACAGCGAUGUAACAGAGUCUGCAGACAGUGAGAAUGACGCCACCGAUUCACCCUCUCACACUUCUAACUCCCGCCGCUCAUCUUCAUCAUCCAAUCACAGUGCUGAAGACGCUGAUGUAGCGGAACGGCGAGAAUUCAUGAAAGCUUAUGUAGAGAAGUUGUUUCACGGAAGGGAGGACUUUGACCAGGAGGAGAAAGCCCGCUUUGGCGAGUUGUGUAGUGGAGAAAACGGCAAGGGAAGGGAGUGGUUUGCAAAAUACGUCAGUGUGCAGCGCUGCAACUCAAAGUGUGUGACUGAGCAGACCUUUUACCGACUGGUGCAGUCUUUUGCAGUCGUCCUGUUUGAAUGCUACCAGAUGGAUGAUUACAGCCCUGCCAAGCACUUAAUGACCAUGUGCUUCACCUACUAUUACAUCGGGAAGACACAGCUGUCACCUACAGAGCUCCUGGAGAAGCCGAGUGCAGGCUUUGACUCAUAUCUGCGCAACAGCAAGGUCUGGCUCUCAGGCAAGAAAGACAUUGCUGAGAAAUUGUUAAAAAACACGACAGCUAAGACGGACAUGAAAAGCUUCUUCGGAGGCCUGGAGAGCAAGCUCAGAGGCCCGGCUGCCCGAAAGAAUGAAGAGUCAGAGAGCCCAACAGAAAGCAAGCAUAAAGAACCAGCUUCACCACCUGCAUCUCCAGACAAGAAAAAAGGAGAGAAGAUAUACUUGUACACACACCUGAAACAGCAACCAAUCUGGCAAACAUUAAGAUUUUGGAAUGCUGCUUUUUUCGAUGCGGUGCACUGUGAGAGGAACAAGAGGUCCCCCACAACGAGGCGGACAGCUGAGGAGGAGAAAGACGAGAGGGAAAAGUGGUGUCACAUGACCCAGGAAGAGAAAGACGACAGCUCCAGGAUUGAAGAAAACAUCACCUUUGGACAGCUCGGGACCUUCACCCAUAAUAUGAUCGCCUUUGGAUUGAGUAAGAAACUCUGCAAUGAGUUCCUCAAGAAGCAGGCAGUUAUUGGAAAUCUUAAUGAAGAACAAUACAAGUUGCUGACUGAGCAUAUUGAACAGAUGGCAGUAGAGUGAAUGGCAACUACAGAUGACUCCUCUAUCCUCCUGUUCUGUCCUACUGUUCGGUUCCCUAAUGUGCAACACCGUUCAGCUCCAGGUGGAAGCUUACUCCAGCCUCGCUCAUUUAUCCUACUGAGCACUGAUACAAUCCACCUUUAUUUGAACAAUAUUUAAUAGUCCAGCAACUGUAGUAAACAUAUCUAAGAGGUGGUAAAGACAUUGCACUUACUUCAUUGCUGCUCAGUGUAACUCUGUAUACUACUGCUAUGCUGCAGCACCACACAAAUGCUAUGUUUAAGAUGCAUAUCAGAACCUAACACAUCAGUUAUACUCUCAGUGGUUUGGUCUCAUGCAAUAACCUGUUUAUAAUGUACUCAGCAUUCAGUAAUCUUUUCAAUUGAUCUAAUCCUGGAAGUGUCUUUAUUGAGCUGGAUGAACUGUAAAUGUCUACAUGCUGCAGUUCUGUUACCCCUCAUCCUAUUCAUACACUCUCUCACUUUAAAUAGUGACAAAAUAAACAAAUGUAUGACAGGGUAUUUAGGCUGUAAUUCAAACAUGUGACACACAAUGUCCAACUCUCGAACACGUUAUCAGCUGCUCAUGUGCACACUAUCAAACACUUGUGAUGGUGUGAUAUUGUGUGAGAGGUGGUGUGAUUGAUGGUGUGUGUGUGUGUGUGUGUGUGUGUGUGAGAGAGAGAGAGAGAGAGAGAUGUCAAGUUUGAAUUAUGCUUAAACAGAUGUCCAUAAAAAAUCUUUUGCCACAGGCUCAGCAUUUCCAAACAGUUUAUAGUGAGAUUUUUUUUUACUUGAAAUGCGAGCCCCAUAUUAUUUAUGUUCAAUACAGUAUUAAAUGCCUCCUGUAUUAUCCAUGUUGUGCACAAAACUUUAGAGUGAACUUUAAAACUCCAGUCUGUCCAAAGUGCCUUUUACAAAUUUCCCCCAUGAUGUGUCCUUGUUAAAUGUUGGAAACAUAAAACUCCAGUUUUACAUGUUUUAUUCCCACACUCUAUCUCAUUUACUGUGUGGUUGUUUGAGAUGUUUUAUCCAGUUUUGCAUUUGUCUGUAAUCUACCUGCACUCCAAGUGUUUUGCAGUGUUUAUGAGUUGCGAGCUGUAGUGCUGUGUAACGGCAGUCGUGUAGUGCAUUGUCGUGUAAUGUAGGGUAGGGUAGGGUAGUGUAGUGUAGUGUAGUGUAGUGUUGUACUGUGCUGCAUUCAGUGUGCAUGUGAAUCCAUAAGUGAAUUGAGCGUUGCUGUAGUGUAGUUUCAUGUCCAGUCAGUAGAGGGCGAUCGUGGUACUCCAUUUUAGCUGCUGAGCAGUGGAGGAGAUUAUUAAACAACCCUGGUGUUUUAGAAAGAUUUAUGUAACUAAUGAAGUCUCCUUGCAUGAGGAUAAGUUAAGGUUAAUAUAUAUAAUGAACACUUUGUAUAUACAGAGAUUUUAUGAUGAUGAUGAUGCAUUUUGCAUUGCUACACAAUGACUGGUUCACAAAGGGAUCACUGGAUUGUCAAAUGUUUCAUUUAUCUAUCUAAGUCUAUAUGUUGACAUAUGGUGCCUGGAUAUUUAAUGGAUAGUGCAUCCCUUUUGUUGGGAAAAUGUGUGCUUUGCAAAUCCUGUUUGUCUCCCUAAUGUACUGUGAAUGCUUUGCUUUAAAACCUUCAUGUUUCCUGUUGGAAUGUACCUGUUAGAUUAUGCCUGUUAUGUGCUAAUAAUAAAAGAUGUCUAUCC
Molecule: messenger RNA, 3178 nt
Organism: Tachysurus vachellii
Lineage: Eukaryota; Metazoa; Chordata; Actinopteri; Siluriformes; Bagridae
Product: KIAA0513 ortholog
Exons: 13
Coding region: 199-1464 (421 amino acids)
Source: RefSeq, a predicted model, not a curated record